Canis lupus familiaris (dog) is the source of this 1203-nucleotide messenger RNA. RefSeq names its product kallikrein related peptidase 12 (gene KLK12). Bases 194 to 985 code for a protein of 263 amino acids. Gene Ontology annotation, molecular function: serine-type endopeptidase activity. The record is from RefSeq and is a predicted model, not a curated record. Gene Ontology annotation, biological process: proteolysis. The transcript has 6 exons. Lineage: Eukaryota; Metazoa; Chordata; Mammalia; Carnivora; Canidae.
GUUAAAAGCUGUGUCAGCUGCCGGUCUGGGGCAAACAGACAGAAGGAGGGGGACAGGUGGGGCAGCAUGACAGGUGGCUGAGAAGCCAGGUGGACAGUGGGAGAGCUGACUAGCAGAGUGGUGGGUGGAUGACAGGAAGGCAGGUAGUGGACAGAGAGAGCAGAGACAGACAGUCUGAAAUUGUGACAACCACAUGGAGGACCCAGCAGGCAGAGGGACAAGGACCUGGAGGUGGGUCACCCUGGGUUCCAGCAUCCUGUUGCUCUUCUGUGUUACUGGGCUCAGCCAACCGGCCACAGAGAAGAUUGUCAAAGGCAAGGAGUGUGCCCGUCACUCACAGCCUUGGCAGGUGGGGCUGUUUGAGGGCGCCAACCUGCGCUGUGGGGGGGUCCUCAUUGACCGCAGGUGGGUCCUCACAGCUGCUCACUGCAGUGGCAGGUACUGGGUGCGCCUGGGGGAGCAUAGCCUCAGCAGGCUGGACUGGACGGAGAAGAUUCGGCGAAGUGGCUUCUCCAUGACCCACCCCAGUUACCAGGGAGCCCAGCACAGCCAUGACAAUGACAUCCGGCUCCUGCGACUGGGCACCCCCGUCCCCUUGACUCGCAGCAUCCAGCCCCUUCCCCUGCCCACCACCUGUGCAGUGGCUGGCACCAAAUGCCAGAUCUCAGGCUGGGGCAUCACCAAUCAACUCUGGAACCCAUUUCCGGACCUGCUCCAGUGCCUCAAUGUCUCCAUUGUUUCCAGUGCUGCCUGCCGGGCUGUGUUCCCAGGGAGAAUCACGGACAACAUGGUGUGUGCCAGCGGCACCGAAGGGGCGGAUGCCUGCCAGGGCGACUCUGGGGGGCCCCUGGUGUGCGGAAACGUCCUUCAGGGUCUGGUGUCCUGGGGGACCGUGGAGCCUUGUGGCCAAAAAGGCAUCCCGGGAGUCUACACCAAUAUUUGCAAAUAUGUGGACUGGAUCCGGAUGGUCAUGAGGAACAACUAACGUGCUCCCUCCACCUCCACCUUCCACCCCUCAGCUUGGGGGCUACACUGACUGAACCCUCCGAGCAUCAACACCUCUUCCGUUAUCACCCCUGGCUCCCACUCUUCUUGGGCUGGGGAUCUUCCUCCCAGAACUCCCCCUCCAGCCAGCGCUUCUAGGUCCCGUGGUCGGGGGAGGGAGGAAUGUCUGACUAUCCGAAUAAAUAUAACUGGAAGGAA